AGAGUCCUUGACAACCUCUCUCAACCUGGACAUAGCACCAUGCCAGAAAACGCAGUAGUGACCUUGCGCUACGGACCCUACAGCGCAGUGGGCCUGUCUGUGGAGCACCACACCUACCGACUGCAGGGUCUGCAAGCCGUGUUGGCCAAAGACGGCCAUGAGAUCAUCCUGCAGGAGAUAGAAGACUGGAAUCUGGUGGAGCUCGUGGUGAACGAGGAGACAGUCUUUCAAUGUGACAUCCAAGACCUGGAGUUUGGGGGUGAUGGCCAACUAGACCCGCUGUGUGAAGAGGCCAGGAUCGCCGUGCUAGACGCCUUCUGAUCCGGGGGAGCGGACGGAACGCCAGCGAUGUCCUCCAGUCUACAGCACCAGCAAAAGAUGCUCAGUGGGCACGUAGACGCUGGGCUCUACCAGUUAGAACAAGGCAAGGCCACCUGUCCAGUAGCCUGUCGCGUUUGUGUUUCUUAUCUGGCUACAUAGGCACCCACAAAAACAAUAAAAACUCCUCCCUGGCAGCGUCUCUCAGUCUCCUCCCAUAGGGAGAGCCCUCCAAUAUCAGGUGCACUGGAUCUGAAGGAAAUAAGAAAAUGCAAUCUAAUAACAGAGCGCCAUCCCCUAAUAAAGCACCAUCGCCAGAAGCAUUAGACAUUCUAUUCUGAAUCCGCCAUGAACCAGGAACAGGUGAAAUUAAAGAGUUUCCGAGUAGGGGCGGAAUGAGGGCUCUGGACCAAACCAGUGUAAAUGUAGAAUUCAGAAACCUGACCGCCUGUAUGGGUUUAUUUCUUGCUCUUGCUGGAAUACAUUUUUAACUGCUAGAA
Messenger RNA from Rattus norvegicus (Norway rat), 818 nucleotides. It is a transcript of the gene C16h10orf53, whose product is annotated as similar to human chromosome 10 open reading frame 53. Bases 40 to 321 code for a protein of 93 amino acids. The record is from RefSeq and is marked provisional. NCBI's taxonomy places the organism in Eukaryota, Metazoa, Chordata, Mammalia, Rodentia, Muridae. The transcript is spliced from 3 exons.